This is a messenger RNA of Gallus gallus (chicken), 2461 nucleotides long. It is a transcript of the gene SCARA3, whose product is annotated as scavenger receptor class A member 3. Lineage: Eukaryota; Metazoa; Chordata; Aves; Galliformes; Phasianidae. The transcript has 6 exons. The coding region runs from base 358 to 2127 and encodes 589 amino acids. The record is from RefSeq and is a predicted model, not a curated record.
GGGACAUUUGGUAGUCAUUAGGGCCGGAGGGAAGGAGGCAGGCGCGGGAGCAGCCUUUCUUCUCCAGCGCAUAUCCCGGCGCCUCACGCUUGGGUGGACGGCAGCCAAGCGCGGCUGCGCUCCCCGCACCCCAUCCCGCAGAGGCCAUGGGUGAGCGACUGGCCCUGGGGGUGCCCCCCAGCCAACGGGGUUGCUUCUGAAGGAUCCCAAAGGCUUUUGAUCAGGACGAGGAAGGGCAGCGGGGUGCCCCGGCCAUGCUCGGCAGCACGGAGGGAAGGGACGUGAAGGGACAGCUGGGGGGAUCCGGGCGGUGAGCCCCCCCCUGCGUCCCUGCUCUCAUCCAGGCUGUUCGGGGCGAUGAGAGCAGAGGACCUGGUGGGAGGAGAAGAGGAGGAGAUGCCAUCCUUCCGCUACCGACCGAACGGCAGGGCACGGGGUGGCUGCAGCCAGUGCCAGAAGAACCUGUCCCUGCAGAUGGCCAUCAAAGUCCUCUAUGUCUUCUCCGUGCUGCUCAUCGUGGCUGUGACCGUGCUGGCUGCCCUGGUGUUCAAGAAAGUCAACUCCAUCUCUGGAGACAUCAGUUCGGCCCAGAUGUACUAUGAGGAGAAGAUCUUGUCCAUCCAGGAGGACCUCCAGGAGCUAGAUGAGAAGAGCUCAGGCAACUGCUCCCUCUGCCUGGAGACAGGGCAGCUGGGUCAGGAGCUUGGCAAGCUGCAGGGCGAGCUGGAGGAGAUCCAGAAGAUGCUCUUGGUUCAGGAGGUCCUCCUCAACCGUACCUCCCGCACCCACGACGUGCUCUCAUCCAGCAGCACCGAGAUCAGCAGCGAGGUGGCCGACUGCUCCUCCUCCACCCGACAGCUGAACGAGAGCGUGGGGCAACUGGUGGCCCAGCUGGGGGGCUGGCGGGCCAUCACCUCCCAGCUUGAUGGCUCGCUCAAGGGCCUGGAACAGGAGCGCUUUGACGUGCGGGCCGCCAUGCAGCAGCUCAACUUCACCUUGGGGCAAACCUCCGACUGGAUCCAACUCAUCCAGAGGAAGACGGACGAGGAGACGUUGACGUUGCAGAAGAUGGUCACCGAGUGGCAGAACUACACGCGGCUCUUCGCAGGGCUCAGGGCCAACUCUGCCGAGACGGGUGAGCUGGUCAGGAGCAUCCAGGUUGGCGUGGGUGCUGCAGCCCGGCAGGUGGGCCAGAACGCUGAGGGCAUGCACGACCUGGUGCUGCAGGUGAUGGGGCUGCAGCUACAGCUGGACAACAUCUCCUCCUUCCUGGAUGACCACGAGGAGAACAUGAACGACCUGCGUUACCACGCCAAGUAUGCGCAGAACCGAACGGCCGAGCGCUUCGAGACGCUGGAAGGCCGCAUGGCCUCACAUGAGAUUGAGAUUGGAACCAUCUUCACCAACAUCAAUGCCACCGACAGCCACGUGCACAGCAUGCUGCGCUACCUGGACGACGUGAGGCUCUCCUGCACUUUGGGUUUCCAUGCCCACGCCGAGGAGCUCUACUACCUGAACAAGUCCCUCAGCCUGGUCCAGGGCACCACGGACCUUCUGCGGGAGCGCUUCGGUCUGCUCAGCGCCCGGCUCGACUUUGAUAUCCGCAACCUGUCCAUGGUGAUGGAGGAGAUGAAGGUGGUGGAUGUCCGGCAUGGAGAGAUGCUGAGGAACAUCACUAUCUUACGAGGUGUGCCAGGCCUCCCAGGUCCCCGCGGCCUCAAAGGUGAUGUUGGCAUCAAGGGUCCCGCAGGAAGCAAAGGAGAGAAGGGCGACGCGGGCAGCCUGGGCUCACCAGGCCCCCCCGGCUCCCCCGGACCCCCUGGUCCCCCCGGCCCCCAAGGGGAAAGGGGUCCCCUGGGCGCAAAGGGUUUUCCCGGCCUCAAGGGUGCUAAGGGCAGCUUUGGGCAAUCUGGCUCCAGGGGACAGAUGGGACCCAAGGGAGAUGUGGGUCCCCCGGGGCCAGAGGGGGGACCAGGACCAACAGGACCCCCUGGUCCUCAAGGAAAACUGGGGCUCCCUGGGAACCCCGGGGCUGUGGGACAGAUUGGCCCCAUGGGUCCCAAAGGGGACCCUGGCUUGAGAGGCCCCCCAGGACCGCCAGGUCCCCCUGGUCCUCCUGGCCCAUGACACAGUCUUGGGGCCAUGCUGAUGGCACUGGGAUGGAGGAACCCCUCCCAGCUCCAAGAGCAUCUCCUGCUCCCAUUGCCAGCCUCUGGGUACAGGGCAGGAAGGACCCUAGGGGGUCCAGAUCUCCCCAGCCUCAUGCUUUUUGGGGUGCACAGGGCUGGUCCCUGGCUCUUAAGUGGGCUGCAGAGUCCUGGGGCGUGGGGUCCCCGCAGGACGAGGACCUGUACGGGCUGGGGCACAGCUGGUUUGUGCCCUAUUUCGAGCUACCUUCACCCUUCCUUCCCUGGCUGCACCAGCAAUGUAAUCCUAGCACAAUAAAUCUGUAUGGGGACAA